Messenger RNA from Epinephelus fuscoguttatus (brown-marbled grouper), 7717 nucleotides. RefSeq names its product unc-51 like autophagy activating kinase 2 (gene ulk2). Gene Ontology annotation, molecular function: protein serine/threonine kinase activity; ATP binding. The transcript has 28 exons. Gene Ontology annotation, biological process: autophagy; protein autophosphorylation; autophagosome organization. Bases 1145 to 4375 code for a protein of 1076 amino acids. Gene Ontology annotation, cellular component: cytoplasm; autophagosome. The record is from RefSeq and is a predicted model, not a curated record. NCBI's taxonomy places the organism in Eukaryota, Metazoa, Chordata, Actinopteri, Perciformes, Serranidae.
GGAUAGGAUAUAAACAGAGAACAUGAUAGCCUACUACAUUUCAGUUUUGUUCAAAUGACUGUCGGGACCGGAGUACCAUCACUCUGUCAUGAUGUGACUGUACCGGGAGUAAAUACUGUACAGCUUUUAUUAACACGUCAACGUACAGUGUCUUAAUGUGAAACUAAAUAUAACUGAAGAAGACAGCUACUCCCAGGGCUAACAUUAUCGUAAGCUAUUCUGUCAGACUCGACGACGAAGGAAACAACCAAGUGUUCUUGUAUGUCACACGGACGAAAUCAGUGCUCACUGGAGAAACAUCAGUGUCUUUCAAGAGGAGAGAAAUGUGUUUUGUGGACUCGGGCGUCUCGUCGAAGAAGACAUAUCAUAAGGACUAACAUCUUCAGAUUAACAGCAGUAAUGUGUUGACAUUCGCGUUGCAUCCUUAAGAUUUUUUAUGCUAACACUGACUGUAGGCUCGCGGAUGUUAGCUAGCUUUAUAUGUCGCUACAACUUGUAUUUUAGAUAGAUGACGCUUACAUUGCCCAGCAUCACCAAACAAGGUAACAUUAUUAACAUAUUAUUGUGGACAUGUUUGUAGAGACCUGCUAUGGGCAGCAGCUAUGACGCUAGGUGUAGCCCCAGGGUUAUGUCACUGUCAGGCUAACAGAUAGCUCGGUGUCUGCAGCUACUUUCAGUCUUUGCAUAGUCAUGUCCAACUGGGUUGGCAUCAUGUAAGUUAACGUUAAACUGUCCCACUGAACAGGUUAGGUGACCAGGGACACAGUGUGUUAGUGAGCCUGCUUGGAGAGUAAUGCAAAGCUGGAUUGCAGCUAUCCAACUGGGUCAAAGACUGACAGCUGGCACUGAUACAGUUUAGCUCAGGAUUGUUGUUAGCCAUGCUCACAACCGUCUGUUCAGUGUGAUAUUACAAACAUCUCAACUUAUUUAGAGGUUACGUGAAUGCAUCAUAUCCUGACUGCAUCUCUUAUUUAUGCAAUAAGGGACACCAGAGCAGCCUGACAUGAAAUAAAUCCGUAGUGCAAGAAGCAACAUUGCCAGGACUGAGAGCAUCAUUUGCUCUAGGAUAAUUUUCUGAAGAGGAGAGCAACAUUUACAGCUAUCCACCAGUGCCCAGUAUCAACUCGACCAUCAGUCCAUCACAAUGGAAACUGUGGGAGAUUUUGAGUACAGCAGAAAAGACUUGGUUGGACACGGAGCCUUUGCUGUGGUGUUUAAAGGAAGACACAGGAAGAAGACAGAUUGGGAGGUGGCGAUCAAGAGCAUUAAUAAGAAGAACCUGUCCAAGUCCCAGAUCCUUCUUGGCAAGGAAAUCAAAAUCCUUAAGGAGCUGCAGCAUGAAAACAUUGUGGCACUUUACGAUGUCCAGGAAACACCCAACUCUGUUUUCCUGGUCAUGGAGUACUGUAAUGGAGGUGAUCUCGCUGACUACCUGCAAGCCAAGGGGACACUAAGAGAAGACACACUUAGGGUUUUCCUCCAGCAGAUUGCUGCUGCCAUGCGCAUCCUCAACAGCAAAGGAAUCAUCCACCGGGACCUAAAGCCACAGAACAUCCUCCUGUCAUAUGUGGGUCGCAAGAAGUCCAACAUCAGUGGCAUCCGCAUCAAAAUAGCUGACUUUGGCUUUGCACGUUACCUCCAGAGCAACAUGAUGGCAGCCACACUCUGUGGGUCGCCCAUGUACAUGGCCCCAGAGGUCAUCAUGUCCCAGAACUAUGAUGCAAAGGCUGACUUGUGGAGCAUAGGGACAGUCAUUUACCAAUGUCUGGUUGGCAAGCCACCAUUCCAGGCCAAUAGUCCCCAAGACCUGAGGAUGUUCUAUGAGAAGAACAAGAAUUUACAACCUGUCAUCCCAAGGGAGACAUCCCAACAACUUGGCAACCUUUUGCUUGGGCUGCUGCAGAGGAAUCAGAAAGACAGGAUGGACUUUGAUACAUUUUUCAGCCAUCCUUUCCUGGAGCCUUCAUCUACCAUUAAAAAAUCGUGUCCAGUGCCAGUCCCCAGUGCCUCCAGCGCAGUGACUGACAGCUCCUGUGGCAGCUCCCCAUGCGUCCGAUACAACUCCCCUCCUUCUCUUCCGGACAUGCAGACACUAGCAGAAGAUGGUCUGUCAUCCCCUCCACUCGGUUCGCCUAGCUUCCUGCAGCUGUCUAAAGAGUCUGCAGGAAGCACCAGCAGUAAGAACUCGUCCUGUGACACUGACGACUUUGUCCUGGUGCCUCACAUCUCUACUGACAGUUAUGACCAGCCAAUGGGAGCAUGCCGCCGGCUGUCCAGUGAGUUCCUCAUGUGUGGUGGACCCUCCCAGGCUUUUACAUCAUUACAUAAUACUGGUUUCCAACUGGUGCCACUCUCUAACGGCCAUUUUCUUCACUCCUCCUCUUUUUUUGCAUUCUACAUGCAGCUGCAGCCUAUCCCCGGACAGACCCCGAUGGUAUCCCCACGGGCUGAGACCACCCCAAUCCCUGUUCCUACCCAGAUCCGUAACUACCAGCGCAUCAAGCAAAAUCUGUCUAGCAGCCCGACAACCACACUGUACAGCUCCCCCAGGUCUGCCACUGUGAGGCGCUCCAACACUAGUCCUAUGGGGUUUCCCAAGGUGGGCUCGGGGUCCCCCAGCUCUGCAGAUAUCCCUCAGACAGUAGGCAGACGUCUCUCCACUGGCAGCUCCCGUCCCUACUCCCCUUCACCUCUUGUGGGCACUAUCCCUGAGCAGCUGGGUCACUGCUGCUGUCACCUGCAGAACCACGAGCCUCGCAGCCGCAGCUCCUCGGGAGGUUCCCCUGUCCCAUCCUCUCAACUCCUGGGGGCUCGGCUUCAGAGUGCCCCCACCCUGACUGAGGUCUACCAGACCAGGCAGAAACUCCACAAGCAGUUGUCAGACCCUGUUCAGCCCUCCUCCUCCUCCUCCUCCUGCAGUCAUUCCCCUCAGCUCGGGCGGCCAGUCAACCUUGGCUCCUCCCCCACCAAGCUCCUGGGCUCCUCCCCCCGCACAUCUGACUGGCUGCAGAAGUCACCGCUGCCCACCAUCAUUGGCUCCCCAACAAAGGCCAUUUCGGCGCCAUUCAAGAUCCCUAAAACACAGGCAUCCUGUAACCUGAUGGCACUGGCUGAUAGCCCUGUGCCAACCAAGACAUUGGCAGAUGCCCGGGAUAUCUGUGCCCACCACUGCAGCCCAUACCUCACCGGACGCCCGGCUGCCCCUGAGGCCAGCAGGACCUUCGGCAGGUCUGUUAGUACAGGUCGUCUAUCUGAGCAGCCAAUCAGAAUCACUCUGGGUGGACAGGCCUAUCAGGGCAGCACUGACAGCUUGAAUGCAGAGCGACCCAUGGACACAGCCCCUGCAGGUCCCAGUGGCCAUGUUCCCGGUGGGUCAGCAAGUCCCCGUACAGUCCUUUUCACUGUGGGUUCACCACCAAACAGCAGCACUCCUCCUACCUGCAGCCAUCUGGGCACACGACCACGCACCACUUCAGUGGGAUCCAACAGUUCAGCUGGCUCCCUGUGUUCCACUAGUGGCCGGGUUUAUGUCGGUUCUCCUCCAGGCAUGGCCAUGGGCUCCUCUCCUCCAGGAGGUUUUGGGGGCGGGCAGGCUGUCCCCGGGACUGAGGGGGCACCCAGCAGCCUGCGCUACGUUCCCUAUGGUACCUCCCCUCCCAGCUUGGAGGGAUUCAUCACAUUUGAAGCCCCUGAGCUGCCCGAGGAGACCCUCAUGGAGCGGGAGCAUACAGACACCCUGAUGCACCUAAGGAUGAUACUUUCGUUCACUGACUGUGUACUGGAGAUGGCAGCAGUGCGAGCUGGAGGGACGGAGCUUGGUGUGUCGGCCGCUUCCCUCUACCCUCCACAGGAUAGUGUGGUUGUGGACCAGAUCAGCCAGCUCAGCAAAGAGUGGGGGCAGGUGGAGCAGUUGGUGCUCUAUAUGAAGGCAGCUCAGCUCCUGGCUUCCUCCCUCCAUCUGGCUAAAGCUCAGAUUAAAUCAGCCAAGCUCAAUCCUUCCACUGCUGUCAAACAGGUGGUGAAGGGUCUGAAUGAGCGCUACAAAAGCUGCAUCUCCCUCUGUCGGCAGUUGACUGACAAACUCAACCACUUCUUCUCCGAUAAGCAGCGUUUUGUGGAUGAAAUCAACAGCGUCACUGCAGAGAAGCUCAUCUAUAAUUAUGCGGUGGAGAUGGUUCAGUCAGCAGCUCUGGAUGAGAUGUUCAAGCAAACAGAAGAUAUAGCAUACCGCUACAGCAAGGCUGCAAUGCUGCUGGACGGCCUGUCCAAGAUCCUUCAGGACCCCACUGACAUUGAGAACGUGGUCAAGUACAAGGCCAGCGUGGACCGCAGGAUCUCAGCCCUCUGCUACUGCACUGUCACACUCUACGAGUAGUAGCCCUCACACAAACGCACAUGUACACACACAGGGACCACAUCCUAAAACUAUUGACUUGCAUUCACAUAAAGCUGCUGUUCUCUCCUGUAGCAGUUGAAGCACUUUUCAGCACCUUGAUAGGUUUCAUCUGUAUUUAUCAUCAUACCAGUGCAUCAUGGACUGAACUGUGACAAGCAACUGAUGCACAAAUUUACAACCAAAGAUGACAAUGGAUGCAGAAACAAAAGGCUGAAACCGGAUGUGAACAUAAUGCGUGCACUUUCAAGUGCAUUUUUUUUUCUUAUGCUAUGAUGGAGGAAAACCAUUUGAUCAACAUAAAUAAAAACUAAAGUCCAUCUUUAAGGAUAUUUGUUUUUUACCAGAAGAGAAAGAGGAUGGACAGGACUAUGAGACAGUGUUGUGGGCUUCAAGAGACUCCUCAUGAAGCACUUCAUGUUUUUUUUUUAAAUUCUGCUUAUUCUGUAAUAUCAGUGGUAAUUUACUCUAUGUUUAAGUUGUUGUUAUUUAUUGGUUCAGAAGAACAUGGAUGUUUGAUUUUCCUGCCUAUCUUGAACCUCAAGUAUUGGCGUGGAAGGAAAUGGAAGAAUUAGCAAAAGGCUUAUGGCUGAUCACUGUAACAGAUUCACCAACAUGGAUUUUUACAUGAAACAAACUCUUGUUACAGAAAUUAGACAUGUAAGCAGUGGAACACGUAGUUUUGUAACUGCUUUGUUUUUAUGUUUCUUGUGUUAGCUCAAGCACUUUAUUGUAGAUUGAGAGGAUGAGACGUUUAUCUGUACAAGUUCUGAAGAUAAAAAUGUGAAGGCAGGGGAGGGGUUUUCUGAUCACUCCCGCUCCCACCGUUAAAACUGAUCUGCUCUGUAUGCACAAUAAACACAUCUACAGAAUGCAUACAUUUCCCACCAGGGAAACUUGGGUGGAAAACAGUGCUGUUGGCCAAGACCUAUUGGCUGCAGCUCAGCUUUUUGGGGCCUAGUUUGUCUUGUUAGCUGAUUUAAAUUCCUAUAUAUAAAUAGGCAUGUCACCAAUUUUACACACAAAAAUCAGUUAAUUUGUCACAAGAAGCUCUCCUCAGCCUGUGAAUUGUAAAAAAAAAUUGCCCCUUUCCCACUGAACAAAACCCCCCAAACACCUGCUUACACCUGGCUUAUAUACUGUAUGUGAUGGGAAAGGUUACAAUCGGCAUUCAUACCCACGUCAGAUGACUGUGGCUCCAAUUGGCAGUAAUGGAAAUGCAACACCCAGGUGAAUGCGCUAAUUUUAGCUACCUUUACCAGCGAGAUGCACUGACGCACAACCACAAAAUACCAUCCAUUUCUGCCCAAGUAGCGCUACAACAAGUGAGUCUGCACUGAGUUUGAAAGAGAGACUGAAUAAGUAGGAAAAAAAGUAACCACCGUAUCAGUUUCACAGGCCUCCAUGCUGCUUUCUGCUGUUUGUUAACCUGUCUUCUGGCCAGCUGUAACAUCAGACGUGACACACCAGUGACAAACAAACAGAACACACAGAAAGGCAUACCUGUCUGCAGCAGAGCAGUGUACACAGCACUGUUCUUCGGGCAAUGGGGAAGACAUCAAUAAACUAUUUUAAAGUGGGGUUUCCCGAGAUUUUGACCUAGAUGAUGUCAUGAGAGUUAUCUUGACUGGGCCUGGAGACUCCAGUUUUUUUAACAGAUAAUGUAAAAGUAUAAAGUGUUGUAAACUGGUGGUGUGGAGUUGGAAAUGGAGGCAUUACCAAGCAAGGAGGGUCUAAUGGCAGAUGGUAUCGGGUUGCAUUAUAGGAUAUGUAGGAUACUUAGGGAUCUUGACCCAUAUUAGUUGUUCUCCAACUUAAUGGAAGUGUAAUGCUAAAUCAGUUAAAAUAUCCCUUUAACUCCAGAUACAGUAAAUAUGUCUGACAUAAGGAAAAGUGGGCUACAAUUUGAAUGCAGCAUUUUAAGGUUUCCCUGUUCUUUACUAUUCAAACCAACAUCAUUCUUUAAAAUACUGUAGUUUGAUAAAUGACUUAUACAUACAGGGCUGAGGAGCUUUGAUUACCUUUUAUUAUUUUUACCUCUUUAAACCCUGAUGGACUGAAGUGUGAAACUGAAUGGUCAUAUUACUUGACAAGUUACCAUAAUAAGUUUCAUUUUACUAUAAUACUACAGCUUUUUAUGUCCUGUCAGUAUCUGUAGCUCAUUUUUUAACAAAACUUGAUGUUUGCAAACUUGUAUAUAUUUGUAUGUGGUGCAUGUGAUGAUUCCUUUCCCCUCUUUUUGGGAGGGAGGUGCGUGCAUGUGAGAUCACAGUUUGAGUUUUGAGGGCAUUGAUGCUAGCAUCAGAUGGCCUGCUUGUCAGUGAAAGAGCACAAAUCUUUAUAUGUACAUAGUUGAAUUUGAUACAUUUUAUUCAUGUAUGCCAAGGGUUUGAUAAAGAAACCUCUUUUGGCACAACAGGGGUGUGCCAAAGAAUAAAGCAAAACUUGUGGCAGCUCCAAAACUUUCCAGAGAACUCUUUCUACCAGGAUUGUUCAUUAUUAGGAUCAAGACUCAUAUUUCUUCAGUGGGUCUUAUGAAAUAUUCUGAAAUGAGUGUGAUGUCUUUAGAUUUCAUACUUGUUUUCCAAAAUGUUUUGAUUUGUCACAAUCUGCACUGCCCAACAUCCACUCUGUCCCUUCUGCCUCCCCUCAAUCGUCUGCUGUGCUCCAACAGUGUAUGUACUGUAUGUAUGAGUGUAUAUAAACACACGUGCACUUGGCAGGUGUGCAUUACGGCCAGUAGUAUACAGUUAACGUUGGAAAAGAAGAUGCCUUCUUGUGAAAGCACACAAAGGCGUACUCCUCUGUACAGGUGUGAAUACAUUAUUUUUCUGUGUAAAAAUGUGUAUAAAUGCAUUCACAGGCACCCAGUGGUCUCUGGGUCUGUUUCUGUAAUGUAUUGUUUUUUUGUUUUGUUUUUUAAACAUAUCGGGUUUCUGUUUCUCUCGUCCUUGUCAUGAGCACUCUGAACCACACAAGCCUUUUACCAUUACCAGAGUGCAGAGUGACAAAUAAAGCUGAUGGAAACCAACCUGAGUUUUACUCUCAACUAUUUUGCCCAUGGACUGUGUUUAGAUGAAGCAUGGGUACAAAGUCUGCAUUUUUACCCCGUAGAACCUCUAGAAUCUUGAAUGUAUGUACCGUUGUUUUGCGCCUCCCCAGCUUGAUCUGAAUGCAUUCUGAAAAAAUCUGCUGUCAGACUCAUGACCCAGAAAAUGCAAUCCUUUCCAAGCACCAGUUUUUCAAAGAGAAAUGUUAAUGUUAUACUUGUGCCCCUCAAAAAGGGGUGUCUGUCUUUGUUAAUAAAAACAAACAAAAAUGAAA